Hymenoscyphus albidus is the source of this 1413-nucleotide messenger RNA. The record is from the annotation of a GenBank genome assembly. NCBI's taxonomy places the organism in Eukaryota, Fungi, Ascomycota, Leotiomycetes, Helotiales, Helotiaceae.
CGUUGUGACAACAAUGAAAAGACGGUUUUGACAACACCUCCAUACAUACUUAAGCUUUUACUCUAUUGGGACUUCCAUCGCUCCAUUCAAGCCAUAGAGUCAUUCUUCAUACCACCGAAAAGCCAUCAUACAUCAUGACCGGCACUAUCAUCUUGACAGGCGCAAACAGCUCCCUUGCUAUCCCGGCUGUGGAGCACCUUCUCACUACUCACCGUGAUUACACACUCGUUCUCACAGUUCGGAAUACAUCCGAGUCGGAUGCCAAUACGCAGAUAUUGCGUGAGAUCGUCUCUAAGCAUCCUCAAGCUGAAACAAAUAACGUAGUCUCCAUUCGUCAGCUUGAUCUCUCUCGCCUUGAUGGUAAGUAAAGAUACCAAUAUUUUGGUCCUCAAUCGAGCACUAUUCAAGUUUUGAGAAGCCGUUGAAUUUUGGAGCAAUGAAAGAAGAUUUCUGAUCGCCUUAUUCUAGAUGUACACAGCUUCGCAACUACAAUAAUCUCAGAGAUUGCGGAUGGCAAACUCCCUCGUCUUACCAGUAUCAUCUGCAAUGCUUAUUCAUGGAACUUGGUUCGUGAAUUAGAAACCACUGCCGAUGGCUACGAAAAGACGUUUGCAAUUAACCACGUCUCCCAUUCCGCACUGGUACUUCGUCUCCUGGGUUCUUUCAAUGAAGAAGGAAGAGUGGUCCUUUUUACCAGUGACGCGCACUGGCAUGGCAAGAAUUCUCUUGCCAAGUUGCCUCCGACUCUUCCUGAUGCCCUCGAUUUACUCGUCAAGCCGGAACCAGAUCCAGCUACUGAUUAUUUGGCGUAUGGCAUGAGGAGAUAUGCAUACUCCAAGUUAUGCAUACUUAUGUGGAUGUAUGCGCUGAAUCGAUACUUGGAGAAGGUAGGUUCCCCAUUUCCAUUUUAAAACAAGGCUCUCUCCCGAGCAAAUGAUCUAAUAAUAAUCAAGGAUCCAAAAUUCAGCAAAAUCACAGUUGUUACCAUCAACCCAGGUAACCUAACCGAUUCACGCGCUCUCACCGUCGAUACCCCUUCAUCAAUCUAUUACAUGUCAAAACUCAUCGUCCACCCAUUCCGUCCACUCUUGCGUUUCGUGGAUCCUACCAUGCGUACUGCAGCUGAGGCAGGUGUUGACGUUAUCGAGCUUGCCACGAAUAACGCGCAUCCUGGAAAACGGGGGUUUUUUACGCUGCUUAAGCCAGAUGUGAGUUCUCCUGAGAGUCUGGAGGUGGAGAAGCAGCAGGAGGUGUGGUCGAAGACUCUUGAAUGGGCUAAGAUUACGAGGGAGAAUACUGCGCUGGAGGUAGCUUUUAAAUGAAUGAUGGGAUUGUGAAGAUUUGGGCGGGCGAAGAGGCGUUUGUGUGAGACUACUGCAGGAUUAGUCGAGGUACUAGGCCAUGUGAAAUUUU